AUGUCCAGUAUACAAGAAAUAGAAUUAAGAGAACAGGACAGGUGGCUGCCUAUUGCCAAUGUGGCCCGACUGAUGAAAGGAACGUUGCCUGCAACGGCAAAAGUUUCCAAGGAUGCCAAAGAGUGUAUGCAAGAAUGCGUCUCUGAGUUUAUCUCUUUCAUCACUUCAGAAGCAUCUGAUAAGUGUCUUAACGAAAAGCGCAAGACAAUAAAUGGGGAAGAUAUCUUGUACAGUAUGGCUUCCCUGGGAUUUGAAAACUAUGCAGAAGUGUUGAAGAUCUAUUUGGCCAAAUACAGAGAACAGCAGGCUUUAAGGCAAGAAAGAGGUGACCUGAGAAGAAGACCGGUGCCCACAAUAGACAGUAAUGGCGGAUCACUUAAAACUCCUGCGCAGGACUUUUUUGAUUUUGCGGCAGAUAAAAAGAACGAUACUAGCAUUAACAACACACAGGACCCUGACGAAGACACAGUAAACUACGACAAUGAACAUCAUAGCAAAAAUACCACUGAUCACUUGGACCAGGAUGGUUAUCCUUCCCAUUAUGAGAAUGACGAUAAUGAAAGGAAUCAAGAUCAUAAUGACGAUAAUCAUCACAGUAACGAAAACAGUGGACAUCAUGACAACAACGAAGUACAGUUCUCAGUCCCAACUUUUGACGGAUACGAUGAACAAGCAAGAGCUGCUCCGAACUCCAUGGUUCAUACACAUGCAGAAGACAUUGAGCAUCUAAAUGAAAGACUAGUUAAACAGGAGAAUGUGGAUCCUAACGUUCAUCACGAUGCUGCUCUCGGUCUAAACUUAAACGAUAAUGCGAACGCCAUAGCCUCAGAGAGCGAAGACAUAGCACUAGUAGCCAACGGACAUCAUGGAGAAAAUGUCCUUUACAGGUAUCAGAAUGAUUUUUAA
Molecule: messenger RNA, 906 nt
Organism: Komagataella phaffii GS115
Lineage: Eukaryota; Fungi; Ascomycota; Pichiomycetes; Pichiales; Pichiaceae
Product: Subunit of the heme-activated, glucose-repressed Hap2p/3p/4p/5p CCAAT-binding complex
Exons: 1
Coding region: 1-906 (301 amino acids)
Biological process (GO): regulation of transcription by RNA polymerase II
Cellular component (GO): CCAAT-binding factor complex; nucleus
Molecular function (GO): RNA polymerase II cis-regulatory region sequence-specific DNA binding; protein heterodimerization activity; DNA-binding transcription activator activity, RNA polymerase II-specific
Source: RefSeq, a predicted model, not a curated record